Sardina pilchardus (European sardine) is the source of this 6749-nucleotide messenger RNA. RefSeq names its product sorting nexin 13 (gene snx13). Gene Ontology annotation, molecular function: phosphatidylinositol binding. Bases 138 to 3038 code for a protein of 966 amino acids. Gene Ontology annotation, cellular component: early endosome. The record is from RefSeq and is a predicted model, not a curated record. The transcript is spliced from 26 exons. Lineage: Eukaryota; Metazoa; Chordata; Actinopteri; Clupeiformes; Clupeidae.
CUAGCAAUAUGGCGACUAUCCGGAGAGUGUACGGACUCUGGAAACCUAUCAGUUUUUAAACGAGAAAAUAGCGACGUAACGUGUGAGAAAAUGUGGUGGGGUUAGCCUGAAGGACUAGUGCCGCAACGUUUUAAAUAAUGUUUGCAGAGGCCAGUCUGUCCGUCUGGGGAUGGGGGGGUCUUGGAGUGGUGCUCUUCCUCAUCACGUUCGGCCCCUUUGCCAUCUUUUAUCUGGCCUUUUACAUAGUCUGCUUUGUUGGAGGGGGCUUUGCAGUCACACUUUUAUUUGGAAAGACAAACUCCGAGAAACACCUGGAGAGGUGCGAACACUCGUACCUGCCUGCGACGCACACCGGUAUACUAAAGACUUUGGAUGAGAUGAGGAUGGAGAUUAAACCCAUCAAGAUCGACCGCAGGCUCACAGGCUCCAGCUUCAUUGAUGAGCCACUCCAACAGGUGAUCCAGUUUGCGCUGAGAGACUACAUCCAGUACUGGUACUACACGCUGAGCGAGGACGAGUCUUUCCUGCUGGAGAUCCGGCAGACUGUGCAGAACGCUCUGGUCCAGUUUUCCACCAGGUCUAAGGAGGUGGACUGGCAGCCUUACUUCACCACGCGGCUGGUAGAUGACUUUGCCACACACCUGCGCGUGUUCAGGAAAGCCCAGGAGAGGCUUACUGACCGGGACGACCCCAAACAACGAGAGUCUUCUGAGGAGCUGCUGGAGUCCUUCUUCGAGGCAGAAGUGGAGAUGGAGAGAAAGAUCUGUCGGGACAUGGUGUGCACCUCCCCCAAAGACGAAGAAGGCUUCCUCAGAGACCUGUGCGAGGUGCUGCUGUAUCUGUUACUACCUCCGGGAGACUUCCACAACAAGAACAUGCGAUACUUCCUCAGGGAAGUACUCGCCAGAGGCGUUCUCCUUCCCCUGAUAAACCAGCUCAGUGACCCGGAUUAUCUCAAUCAGUUAGUCAUAUGGAUGAUCCGGGACUCAAGCUGUAACUACGAGGCCUUCAUGACCAUCCUGAAGCUGACAGACAAGACCAUCGAGCUGGAGGCGGUCAAGGACAAGGUCCUGGAGGAGCUGCAGUAUCUACGCUCACUAGAUACUGCUGGAGAUGACAUAAAUAUGAUCAAGAAUCAAAUCAACAGUUUACUGUUUGUGAAGAAAGUCUGUGAAACAAGGAUACAAAGGUUGCAAUCAGGGAAGGAAGUGGAUGCGAUGAAGCUGGCGGCGAACUUUGGGAAGCUGUGCAUCAUUCCACUGGAGCACAUCCUGGUGCACAACAUCGCCCUGCAGUUCUUCAUGGACUACAUGCAGCAGAUGGGCGGUCAGGCGGACCUGUUCUUCUGGCUGACGGUGGAGGGCUACCGGGUGACGGCGCAGCAGCAGCUGGAGGUCAUGCUGAGCUGGCAGAAGGACGGCAUGAAGCAGGGCAGCCAGACCAAAGGCCUGCUGAAGGCCGCCGCACUGGGCGUCUACGAGCAGUACCUCUCCGAUAAGGCAUCUCCGAGAGUACAGGUGGAUGAAGCGUCAAUUCUCAGGCUGGCUGAGAAACUCAAUACAGAGGAUCCCACGCCGGAGAUAUUUGAUGAUAUUCAGAGAAAGGUGUACGACAUGAUGCUGCGAGACGAGCGGUUCUACCCGUCGUUCCGGCAGCACCCGCUGUACGUGCGCAUGCUGGCCGAGCUGGACAUGCUGAAGGAGCCCAGCUACCGCGGCUCGGACGACGGGGACGGAGAGUCCUUCAACGGUUCUCCGACUGGGAGCAUAAAUCUGUCGUUGGACGAUCUGACCAAUGCCAGCGCCGAGGAGGCCCUGCAGUUCCACGCCUACAUCUCGGACACCGCUGAUGCUUUUCUAAACACCCUUCCCGUGGCAGGCGUGUGCAACGACCACGGCAAGACCUACGCCCUCUACGCCAUCACCGUCUUCCGCAAGAACGCCGACGGCAGCGAGGACACCUGGAAGACCUACCGUCGCUAUAGCGACUUCCACGACUUCCACAUGCGAAUCACAGAGCAGUUUGAGAACCUCACAACCAUCCUGAGGCUGCCAGGCAAGAAGACCUUCAACAAUAUGGACAGAGACUUCCUAGAGAAGAGGAAAAAAGACCUCAAUGCGUAUCUACAGCUGCUACUCAAUCCAGAGAUGGUGAAAGCCUGCCCCACCCUCACCCCCUACAUCUACGACUUCCUGGAGAACAAGGCCUACAGCAAGGGCAAGGGCGACUUCGCACGCAAGAUGGACACCUUUGUGAACCCCUUGCGGAGUUCCAUGCGUAACGUGUCCAACGCGGUCAAGUCCUUCCCCGACAGCCUGGCCGAGGGCAUGAACAAGAUGUCCGACAACAUGGGCCGCAUGUCUGAGAGGCUAGGCCAGGACCUCAAGCAGUCCAUAUUCAAGGUCCCGCCUAUGAUCCCCAAGUCCGACAUCGGGCCCGAACACUGCCGAGUCUCAGCCCAGCUGGACGACAAUGUUGAUGACAACAUCCCGCUACGGGUGAUGCUGCUCCUGAUGGACGAGAUCUUCGACCUGAAGGAGAGGAACCAGUGGCUGAGGAGGAACAUCAAGAACCUGCUGCAGCAGCUCAUCCGCGCCACCUAUGGAGACACCAUCAACAGGAAAAUUGUGGAUCAUGUUGACUUCAUGACGUCACCGGAGCAGGUGGCUGACUACGUGAAGAAAUUCAGGGACUCCUACUGGCCCAAUGGGAUCCUGGCAGAGACUCCACCCCGCAGAGACAAAAGCAUCCGCAUGAGGACCAGGGUGGCGGCCAAAACCAGCCUGCUGGGAAUUAUGCCAGACGAGCUGAAGCACAUCAUCGGGGCGGAGACGACGCGCAAAGGCAUCCUGCGCGUCUUCGACAUGUUCCAGCACCAGCAGCUGAACCGCCGGCUGGUGUACGUGCUGCUGGAGGGCUUCCUGGAGACCAUGUUCCCGCAGUGCAAGUUCCCCGAGCUCUUCGUCCAGCUGCACUCGCGCUCGCCGCGCACGCGCCGCUACUCGCAGAGACUCAAGGCCUCCUCGCUCAAGAGGUGACAGGCCCGGCCCGGACGCGCCGAGAGCCCGCCGCGCCACGCCACGCGGGGAUGCCUGGUCCGCCACCGCCGAAACCGCUACGCGUUCCUGUCCCGGCGUUGUGAUGUGACGACGACGACGACGACGAUGACGACGGCAAAGCCACCACCACCGCCGCCGCCGCCGUCGUCGCUAACGCUAAUGCUAACGACGACGACGACGGCAACACUGACACCGCCGCGGCCCAACCCCCACCCCGACCCCUCUCACGACCGAGCAACACUUCCGCCGCCGAUCACGCCACCUAACCCUUCCUGCUCGCGCUCCCACCACCGCCGCCACCGCCACCACAGCGAGCGCUAAGGUCGGGAGGCUAACGGGGCCUGUGGGAGGUGGGGGAGGAUUCAUGUCCAGAGUGGAGUGGUUUGGACUGUAGUGGGCGGUCUGGCUGAGGGUAAGGAGGGAAACGAGCGUGGUUGUGUCUCUGUGUGUUUACGUGUGUGUGUGCGUAGGGGUUUGUGUGUGGGGGGGGGGUGAGUGGGUCAAUACGCAGUGGCUUUAGGACUGCAGAUGUGAAUGGGACGUCCCCUGUGUCACUAGCAGCUGCGUCGCGACUGACACGUCCUGUCUUCACAUCCUCUGGCCCCCCUGCUCCCCUCCUCCCCCACCCCUCCAGGCCCUCCUGAGGUCUUUUUGUGAAGCGCUGUACCCACACACGGAUGUAUCGCAGAGGACCCUCGCCCCUCCACACACCUGUCUUCGUCGUGAUGCAUCUACUCAUACGAGACACUUUCAGAAAAACAAGUUCACAACUCUACAUCUCUACCACUAAGAUGCUCGGCUAUAGCAGACAGCAUCCUGUGUUUGUAAUGUUUUCUGUGUUCUGCGUUUCUUUUUGUUUUUCGGUUUGUUGUUGUCGUUGUUGUUGUUGUUUUUGACUACAACAAAAAUGGCUGCAGUUUGGGAUGCACAGAUCCCAGACAAAAAUAUAAUUGUUUUUGUUUUUGUUUAUGUUUUAAUUCUAAAUCACUAUGGUGAAUCACCCGUAGUGCAGCUGCCAUUCGAGAGUAGUACACAAAUACUGUUCCAUUUUUAAUGUCCGAAGUCUGAAGAGGAAUCCGAGGAGAGAGGGCUAAACCGUUAGUUCUCAUCAAUUCGCCACUCUUCUUAAGCUUACCCAAGGCUUGCAUUAGGAUUUUAAUGGUUGGCAGAGUUUUUAAAAUGCACCGUAAUUCACCUUUUACCAUAUAUACGAACUAUACAUGCGUAUGAAUAUGUGUUUAUUAACCAAAUAUAGUUGUGGCACCGAUGCAAAAUGGCUUCUGACAACAGAUGCAGCACCUACAGUUUUAUUCCCCUUCUGUCCGUCUGGGUGCUGGGGAGAGUGGAGGAGGGAAGCUUAGCCCAAGGGGCAGUUUCUGCUCAAUAUGUGAUAGUCAGUGACCAUGACGAAAUACAAAACUCUAUCUGUGUGUGUGCGAGUGAGUGUGUGUGUGUGUAUGUGUUUGUCAUUGGGAGAGGGAAUUUAAGAGAGCACAACUGUUUCUCUUGUCGUUAAUCCAACAGAUGUCAGUAUGUUCUUCAAAAAGUUAUUUGAAAAAUCAAACACAUCAUGGAAAGGGUAUGUUUGUGUGUGUGUGUGCGUGUGUGUGUGUCUGCCUGCCUGCCAGUGAGAGGGAGAUGCGUGUCCUGGUUGUGAUUGCAUACGCUUGUGUUCUUGAAUUCUAAAGAGAAAAAAAAAAACUAAAAGCAUAUUUGGAGAUAUGCUGCAAAGAAUGUACCUAUCUUUGGUGAAGCUGUGUCCGCGUGCGUAAGUUUUAUAAACUCGGUCGGAUGGAGGCCCAUCAGGACACUCUGGGAUCAUUGUAUUCACAUGUGUUUUUUUUGUUUUGUUUUGGUUUGGUUUUCUUUGUCGUGUUCCUUUUAUUUUUAUGAAAUCCGUGUGUAGCACUAAAACACAGGCCUACUAGGUGUCAGAAAACUGUGCCAGUUUGAACUUAGAGACUCAGCCUUAACUCUAAAGACCAAGAGAUGCGGACACUAGCAGUAGCUCCCCCUCACUGCAAAAACAUGCACAGACAGAUGUUGGAGACAACAAAAAUAGCCCAAUCUAAUUGUACUUUCUUUCAAAGAAUAUCAUUUUUGUGCAAUAUUUGCUUUCUUUAAUGCAUGUGUAUUUGAAUAACUGUGUAUGAAAAGAAAAUCAUGUUUUCAGAAAUUAAAAAGAAAAUUUGAGAGAAUUGAGAAAAAAAAAAGAAAAAAAAGAAACCUAAUCCCGACAACUCACAUUCCAUUGUUGUAACAUACAAAAAAGUUUGUUUUAAAGACUUGUUUUAUAAGUCUGUUUUUGUUUUGCUAUUUCUUUUUUGUUUUGUCAUCACUCCUGGGUAAUAUCAUGCAUCAUUUGUGAUCACAUGGCUAUUGUAAACCCCCUCUCUCCCUGGAAACAUAGAAAGAGCACACUGUAUGAAAUGACUUGUAUGAAAAAUUUAUGAAACACAUAUGAACAAAAAUGAUCACUUACAUGACUGAGUGUGUGAUUGGUUGCACAUCACAUUUCCAGUCUUCGCAUCAGAGUCUACAGAGGAGAGUAGAUUGAUGCACCUCUGGUUGAGGGCCUGUGCUAUACCAGGAGCAGCCACAGGGGGGCGCGGGUGAUGUCUGUGCCCCUUGUAUAUUGGUCUAUGGGCAACCCCCCCCUGGGCAUUCAAACUAUGCCACAUGGGUUAUGACUGUGCUAUAUAUUCCUCCUGAAGGCAUAACACUUACACUGUUGGACAGAUGAGAUGAGAGGUCUCUUGUAGCCUGAUGUCAUGGGAUUACAUUUUAUUUUGUUUUAUUUUAUUUUAUUCUUUUCGGUUGUUGUUGGUGGUAGCUGUUCUUGUUUCCUGUUUGUUGGAAUUUCAGACCUGGAUCUGAUUAUUGGACACACAAAAACAAAAAUAACAAAAAAGAAAACAUUAGUUUCUCGCCAGUGCAAAUGUCACGGCAGGGCUUUCUGCUCCAAUUUAUCAGGAGCUGGGCAAACAUCCUGCCGUCUUGUAUGACCAAUGAAAUACAAACACUUACUGAAGAAGAAUUACCACAAAACCUCAGUCACCUUGCAUCGUUUUACCUUCCUGUUUAUUUUUUCCUUUCUCUCAGAACGCUGUGAUAUUGCCCAGCUCUGGGUAGCUAUAUCGUUUGCUGUGAUUGGCCCUCCUGUGGUGGCUUCUUGUCUGAAGAGCCAAUGAGUGGCCAGCACUGACUCACUGCAGUCUGCUGUGAUUUGGUUCUGGUCUGACCCAAACCCACGUUCCCCUCUCUGUCAAAGCCAAGUCUGGCAGUCUGUUUGCACCAUCACUUUCACUGGGCUUCCUCAUCUUUGUCCAUAUUUGACUUCUACUUUUGUGCAAAUGCUUCCCCCCAAACAAUGCAGGAUUGCUUGUCUUUUCUUUUCUUUGUUUAUUUCUUUUUCUAAAUCCCCAUACAUAUGAAUCUAUGAUACUGAAAUGUGCAUAUCGGUGUACAGUAUUUGUCAACAGUGUGCCUAAAUGUACUGUCAAUUAUAUUUUCUUAUUUUUCUUUAAGAAAAUGAAAAAAAAAAUCAAUCCGAAUGUCAUGGUUGUUUUUAAUAGACUGAAAAGAGUACUCUAAGAGGAAAACAACGUUUAGAGUGUUUGCAUCAUGCUUCUGAAAUAUUCCUUUUGAGCAGCUCAACUCAGUAUAACACUAAUAAAACUUUAACUCUGA